AUGAAGCAUUCCUUCUCUUCACUGGCCGCUGUGGCCUUGACAUUAUCCACAUCAGUUGUUGCAUCCCCGACACCUCAGCUAGUGGUGCCUGGUAUUAUUGAUACAGCCACAUGCCUGGCUGUCAAUGUCAUCACCCAACUUCUCAUCGGAGACCCAUUGGCGAUUGCCUUUUGCGCUGCCGUGGUUCCUCUUCAUUCAGUCAUCAGAUCCAGAACCACCACCAUCGUGAGACCAACCACCGUCACAUUGACGACGACCAACUCCAGCGCCGUCCGUCCCACCAUCACAAGCCGCGUUAUUGUAACUGUCACCAGCAGCUCUUGCACAGCCAGCCCCACGCCGUUCGAGCUAGACAAUGGAAUUUACAUCCCGCCCAUCCCUGAAUGCGUCACCCAAUUCCCAACUCUUGAUGUCACCGAGGCGUGUAGCUGCAUCGACCUCCCAACUCCCACAUUCACAUCUACUAGGACCGUCUUCGUGUCGCCCACAAUCACCAUAACCAGCACUGUUGGUCCCCUUGGACGCGGUCCCCCCGUUGUAACGACGUCUACAUCUACGCAAACUAUUACGACGAGAGCCUGUCCCGCACCCUCAUCUUGCGGAAACCAGGGUAUCGAAUUCGCCUACUACAACAGAACUGUCGGUGGUGAUUUUGCAGACUGGCGUCCUGAAGAAUACAAGACAAUUCAUCCAGAGUACCAAAACGUGGCCAACAUCAUCGAUGGCAUCAGCUUCCAAGACGGCGCCCCAAAGAGUGUCUACGGCUCUCCUCCUCUCUCAGAGUCUGACUUUGUCCUCAACCACCACGGCUACAUCUAUGCGCGCCAGACGGGCACCUACACAUUUACCCUCAACCAGGUUGACGAUGCCGCCUACAUCUGGAUCGGCCCCGAGGCGUACUCUGGCUGGACCGGCGCAAACGCAGAUCUAAAGGCCGUCUAUAACAACGGUCCUGCAACGGGAACAUAUACCGUCAACUUCCGAGAAGGCCAAUACUAUCCUUUCCGUAUCGUCUACGGUCAGGGACCUCGCAUUGCCGAGUUCGACAUCACAGUCAGCGCACCAGACGGCACCACUUUCCUGUCGUCAGCCACGUCCGGGUCACCGUAUCUCGUCCGCUUCUCUUGCGACAGAGUUACCGCGCCACGAUUCAGCUCCUUUGGAUUUGAGUUUUAG
Molecule: messenger RNA, 1176 nt
Organism: Trichoderma aggressivum f. europaeum
Lineage: Eukaryota; Fungi; Ascomycota; Sordariomycetes; Hypocreales; Hypocreaceae
Exons: 4
Coding region: 1-1176 (391 amino acids)
Source: RefSeq, a predicted model, not a curated record